Molecule: messenger RNA, 843 nt
Organism: Cylindrotheca closterium
Lineage: Eukaryota; Bacillariophyta; Bacillariophyceae; Bacillariales; Bacillariaceae
Source: the annotation of a GenBank genome assembly
AUGGGGCCACCUACAGUAGCACAACGUUUCCGUCAAACACUGGGUCGUGCCCUCCGAGAAACUGGCCAAGCGCUGGAUCGGUUGGGAAUCAAGGGCCAUCAAUUGGCAGUCACUAAGCAAACCAUCGGAGAUGAACCUGUGAUCUAUGAAGAUCACUUGUCACGACAUCGCCAUCAAAUGCCAUUACUGAGACGUGGAAGGCCAAUCAUAUCGAAAGACGUAGCUUUUUUGGCUCCAUGCUCCACUUUGAUUGGCAGUGUCCAUGUUGGAGCGGGGUCUUCAAUUUUUUACAAGUCCAUUUUGCGAGCAGACAACUGUGAGAAUGCUGAAAGUUUCAACACAGACGAACCGGCAUCAGAAGGGUGGGAAUUGGAUCCAGAAAGAUUCACACGACAACACACUCAGGCAAUUGGUGGUGGUAUUUUCAUUGGUGAAAACACCAACAUUCAAGAUGGAUGCAUUAUUGACGCUGUCGUAGGGCAUACAAAGAUUGGAAAUGGAGUUACUGUAGGACAUAUGGCUUCUAUACAUUCGGCAACGGUACAUAACAACUGUUUGAUCGGUAUGGGAUCGUUGCUACAAGAAGGUGUAGUAGUGAAAGAUGAGGCCUUUAUUGCAGCUGGAGCAGUGAUAUCAAAGGAUACAGUGGUUGGAGAAGGAGAAUUAUGGGCAGGGAAACCCGCACGAAAGCUGCGGGACCUGACACCUGAAGAACGGCAAAAGCUACACUACCAAGCCAACGAGUAUGUUGGUGUUGCGGGAACGCACAAGGAUGUAAUGGAACUUGGAGGCAACCUUCUACUGGAAGAUGGCAGCGAUGCAACAGAAAAGCAAGCAUCGUAG